Molecule: messenger RNA, 855 nt
Organism: Cyclocybe aegerita
Lineage: Eukaryota; Fungi; Basidiomycota; Agaricomycetes; Agaricales; Hemipholiotaceae
Source: the annotation of a GenBank genome assembly
AUGCUGAGCGUCCAGCGAGAUGCCGUUCGCGCGCACGUUUGGUUAUAUUUCUGGUCUGCCUGGGUGCAACCGCUAGUACCGUUUAUGGCUGAUCUCAAAGUCCAUGGGCAUAAAAGGAUGGCUGGGAACCAUUUCAUGCCCAAGCUUUCGGUCUGCAAGCCCUCCCGGACAACCAUGCUUCCUCCUGUGAAGCGCUCCGUCCUUGGACUUGUUGCGUACUGUCUCCUUGUUGCAGCGGAUUCCCUUCAGAAACGUGCCGUCGCUUUCUACGAUCCAAAUGUUGGAGGAGGUUCCAUGCUCAACAAUGCCGGCUCGGGCGGGGGCGAACCUUUGAAUGUUAUUGUCUCCGGUCUUAGCUCCUCCGCCGUCCUAACGGAUGCUGGGAUCCUGAAUUAUGCAAGGGCCAUUGGCUUCUCCACUGAAUGCCUUGGAAUCCAUCUUGGAGACCCACAAUCCGCCAAUCUGGGGGACGGGCAUGGAUUUGUCAACCAGACGAUGGAACUUCGCCAGGAUUAUGGAAACGCUGAAUUGGGCACAUGCUUAGAAAGUCUUAUUGGUGGAAAUCACUUUCGGGUUUACAGACAGAACGGCCCUAUGGCGAACAGUAAGGCCCUAUUCUUAGCCGUCUCAAAGGAAGAGGAUGUUAACAAACACCAUACCAUUGUGCCAGAUGGCUAUAAUAUAGGUCGAGACCAAUUGGUGACUAAUGCGUUAGGAAAGAAAACUUUCAAAGGCGUACAUUACUCCACGGUUGGGCAAAACGUUACUGGGCUCCUUCCAGCAGGAAACGCUGGCGUCAACCACGGAAUCGCAACUGAUGGAAUCACGACGCUUCUCACCGUAACUAUCAUAUAG